GAGAGAGAGAGAGAGAGAGAGAGAGCGCACCUCUGAGAGCUCUUCCUGCCUCCUCUCCUGUGCGCAGCGCUCCGGCCCGGCCGCUCCUUCCUUCCUUCCUCAUUUCCUCCCCACAGCUGGCUUUCUUUCUCGGAUGCUGGCUUGCCUUCUCCUCUCGUACACCGCGCUGCAGGACCAAAUACUUCGGAGUGUGGAACGACUGACUACCUGCUUUGCAUGGUCUGAAUUUCGGGAAAUUCGCACGUCGGAAAGGAGGAGAGUCCAGAGGGAAAAGGAGGCUCUCCAUCCCCCGAGAGAAUUUAUUUUACACUUCCACUUGUGGGUCCGGCUGGUUCACUAAUGGAUGAUGACAAAUAACAGCUGCACUUUGCUUCCCUGUCUUCGGCACUGAGUGGUUUUCCCUCUUCUCUCUCUGCCCUAAGAGGAGAGAGGAGCAGAGCAGGAGGAGGUAUGCCAGUGCCUGAGGUGGCGUCUGACACUGCCAGCGCUGCCACCAUGUUGAGCCCCGUCCUCAACGCCUCCAACGGAGACGGCUCCGAGUCUGAAACCACCUCCGCCAUCCUUGCCUCGGUCAAGGAACAGGAGUUGCAGUUUGAACGUCUGACCAGGGAGUUGGAAGCAGAGCGACAGAUUGUUGCCAGUCAACUGGAGAGAUGCAAGCUUGGCUCUGAAACUGGAAGCAUGACUAGCAUCAGUUCAGCAGAUGAGAAAUUUCGCUGGAACAACCAAGAUGGACAGAAGGACAUAGAGGAAGAGCUGACAACAGGCCUGGAGCUGGUGGACUCCUGUAUCCGAUCACUCCAGGAAUCAGGCAUCUUGGACUCACAGGACACUUCUACAGGAGACAGACAAGGACUUCUGUCUCAAAGUGCAUUGCAGCUCAACAACCAGGAAGCCUAUGCAGCAGCCGGUUACCAUAGUAACCAAGGGCUGGUGCUUGGGGAAUCAGUCACAGGCCGCAGCGGGCAGGUUGGAGGGGCUGUUCACGUCUACAAUCAGGUGACGUCCAGCCGUGCAGCUGCCCAGUUAGCAGGAACAGACUCUCCCUCCCAGUCCCAGAGGGACUCAUUCGCCCAGCAGGCCCAUGGCAGCGCCUUCCACAUGCCCACUGACGGCGGACCUGGACCUACUGCAACAUCCAUGUAUUACUCCUGUGCCACUUUGCCCGCACAGCGUGUGAGCUCCCCUCUGCAGGCGGUUGGAUCUCCUACAAAGCUUCAGCGCCUGGGAUCGGCCUCCUCUGACAUGCCCAGCUACGCCACACUACAGAGGGUGUCUUCACCCAAACAGUCACCCAGCCGGCUCGCCAAGUCCUACAGCACCUCAUCACCCAUCAACAUGGUAGCAUCAGGUGCUGGCUCCUCCUCCCCCCUUCCCAUGGCUUCCUCCCCAGGAGGAAACCUCACCUCGUCGCCCAUACACCAGCUGAGUUCGGUGGUGGGCAGCUAUGCCACCCUGUCCCCCACCAAGCGUAUGCUGCAUCACAUCGGAGCAGACAGCUAUAAGAUUUCCCACGAGCUGUACGCCAACGCAACCCUGCAAAGGCCUGGUAGCCUGGCAGGUAGAGGUUCCAGAGGUUCCUACAGCAGCCAGCACAGUCACCUGGGCUCUGAGCUCAGACCUCUGCAGUCUCCUGAACACCACAUCGAUCCCAUCUAUGAAGACAGAGUCUACACCAAACCCAACCUUAGAGGACAAGCCCCGCCUUCUCCUGGUGUCGACCCAAUCCCCUUGCAGCGAACGGGAAGCCAGAGUGCCACAGCCACCUUUCAUAGAGGCAGCUUUGCCACAGGAGGAAGUGCUGCUGACUACGCCAACCCGUACCGCACUCUACAGUUCUGCCCAUCUACCGAGUCGCCUUACAGCAAGUCGGGCCCCGCCCUCCCCCCUGAGCCCGCCCUGGGCCGGUCUCCAUCGGUGGACAGUAUACAGAAGGACCCAAGGUACGACCCCGAAUUCCUUGUGUGGAAUCAAAAUCAAGCCGAGCAAAGAAUGACAAAGGAGUUUGGCUGGAGGGAUCCAGAGCUGCCAGAAGUUAUCCAGAUGUUGCAGCAUCAGUUCCCAUCAGUCCAGUCCAAUGCUGCUGCCUACCUCCAGCACCUCUGUUUUGGAGACAACAAGAUCAAGUCUGAGAUCCGCCGUCAGGGUGGUAUCCAGCUGCUGGUGGACUUGUUGGACCACCGGAUGACUGAUGUGCACCGCAGCGCCUGCGGCGCCCUGAGGAACUUGGUGUACGGCAAAGCCAAUGAUGACAACAAGAUAGCCCUGAAGAACUGCGGAGGCAUACCAGCUCUGGUCCGACUGCUCCGGAAGACCACAGAUGUGGAGAUCAGAGAACUGCUCACAGGUGUUUUGUGGAACCUGUCGUCAUGUGACGCCCUAAAGAUGCCCAUCAUCCAGGACGCCCUGGCCGUGCUGACCAACGCUGUGAUCAUCCCCCACUCGGGCUGGGACACCUCCCCGCAUACACAGGAGGACCGCAAGCUGCACCUCCACUCCUCCCAGGUUCUCCGCAACGCCACGGGCUGCCUCCGGAAUGUGAGUUCUGCAGGCGAGGAGGCCCGGAGGAGGAUGAGGGAGUGUGAGGGUCUGACAGACGCUUUGCUCUACGUCAUCCAGACUGCUUUAGGGAGCAGUGAGAUUGACAGCAAGACUGUAGAGAACUGUGUGUGCAUCUUGAGGAACUUGUCGUACCGUCUGGCUGCAGAGACGUCUCACAGCCAGCAGGGGGGGUCGGAGGAGCUCGACGGUCUGUUAUGUGACACCGGCGGGAAAGACGCAGAGAGUUCUGGAUGCUGGGGCAAGAAGAAGAAGAAAAAGAAGGGACAUGACCAGUGGGACGGCGUCGGCCCAUUUCCAGACUUGGCGGAGCCCCCGAAAGGCAUCCAGAUGUUAUGGCACCCCACCAUUGUCAAGCCCUACCUCACACUGCUGUCUGAGUGCUCCAACCCAGACACCCUGGAGGGAGCAGCUGGGGCUCUGCAGAACCUAGCUGCUGGCAGCUGGAAGUGGUCGGUGUAUAUUCGUGCUGCGGUGCGCAAGGAGAAGGGCCUCCCCAUCCUGGUGGAGUUGCUGAGGAUAGAUAACGACCGGGUGGUUUGCGCCGUGGCCACUGCUCUGAGGAACAUGGCUCUGGACAUAAGAAACAAGGAGCUCAUUGGUAAAUAUGCCAUGAGGGACCUGGUGCACCGUUUGCCUGGAGGCAGCAACAACAACAACAGCAGUGGCGGGGGAGGAGGAGGCAACACCAGCAGCCUGAUAGGGAAGACCAUGUCGGACGACACUAUCACAGCUAUCUGCUGCGCACUGCAUGAGGUCAUCACCAAGAACAUGGAGAACACCAAGGCCCUGAGGGAUGCAGGCGGCAUCGAGAAGCUCAUCGGCAUCGCCCGCAGCAAAGGAGACAAAAUUCCCAGACAUAGUCCUAAAGUGGUGAAGGCAGCAUCUCAAGUCCUGAACAGCAUGUGGCAAUACCGCGACCUCCGCAGCCUCUACAAAAAGGAUGGCUAUUCGCAGUACCAUUUUGUUGGCUCUUCCUCUACGAUAGAGAGAGACAGACAGCGACCUUAUUCUUCCUCUCGUACUCCAUCCAUCUCUCCAGUACGAACCUCACCCAACAAUCGAUCAGCGAGCGCGCCUGCUUCCCCCAGAGAGAUGAUGGCAUUGAAGGAGAGGAAGGCAGACUAUGAGUCGACUGGCAAUGCCAGUUACCAUGGCAACAAGGGGGAGCACACAUCCCGGAAGGACGCCAUGACAGGUCAAAUAUCUGGUGGAUCUUCCACACUACUCAGAGGAGCGUACGUGUCGCCUACAGAUGACCUGAAGUAUAAUCAGGUAUCUUCUCAAGGCCUGCCUUCAGAGCCCUACCCCCCUUUCCAAAACCCUCCCCCACCCGACAGCGGCAACUACGAGGACCAGGCCUUUUAUGAGAACCAGGUACAAGCUGGAGGGCGCCCCCCGCAGGGUGACCUCAACAUGCACUUGCAGGGCCUCAAGUCCACCGGCAAUUAUGUGGACUUCUACUCAGCUUCGCGGCCCUACAGCGAGCUCAACUAUGAGACUAGCCACUAUCCAGCCUCACCAGACUCCUGGGUCUAAGGAGGGACGAGGGUGGAGGAUUUGGAGGAGGAGAAGAUGGAUGAUGGAAAAGAGGACUGUGAUGGAAAUAGUUUAAAGAGUGGAGGAGAGAAGAUGAGAGCACAGUUUCCCUCCCUCCCCAUCCUCCACUGUAAUUCCUGAGUAGCAUCAUAGGUAGCAGGACAUUGGAGAGGGAGUGCAGGAAAAGAGACACAAAGAGAAAAGUCUAAGACAUUACACUCCUUUCAAAGACAUUGGCGGGAGAGGAAACAAAGGAGGAACAAAAGCAAACAGAGGAGCAGCCAUGCAUGUGCAUGCACACCACCAACAGACACGUUUUCUUUCUGUGUUUAAUUUGUGAUCAACUACUGCUAGAAGGUUCAGCAGACAGAAAGACCUCCUGCACCUGAAGGCCUCUGGAUACAGAACUUAGGAGAGACGGACAUGAAAGGAAGGACAGAAGAAGCAGCAAAUAUAUGGAGAUGAAGAGGGACAAUGAAAGAGGGAAAAAAUGGAUCAGUGGAGUGGAGGAUGGAAGGUUUUGGAUUGCAAAUGGAAGGUGUGAGUGAUCUCCAGGAGAAGCCUGUAAAUAUGUGGUAUAGCAACAUGGCUUUUAGUAAUGUGAAGCACAAGAGGCAGAGCUGUAGGCAUGUAGGACGUCUGUCACACAAACUUUUGUUUCUCUCUGUGGCUUCAGCGUGAUGUUUCCUCCUCUGGCAUAAGAACGCUCCUGGACUUUGUCAUUUGUAACAUUUUUUUUCCUUUUUUUUUUUUUUCUUUUUUUUGUUGUGUUUCUACUUUUUUAAUUCUCAAUUCUGGUUGUAUAGUAUUUGAUGUACACUGUACAUUUAUGGAGAUGCAUUGUGUACUAUACAUUGCACUAUUUUCUGUGUCAUGUCAGGCCUUUUGCCAUUGGGUUGACCUUGCUUCCUCACUAACACCCCCCCCCCCCC
Scatophagus argus is the source of this 5030-nucleotide messenger RNA. RefSeq names its product catenin (cadherin-associated protein), delta 2b (gene ctnnd2b). The record is from RefSeq and is a predicted model, not a curated record. Gene Ontology annotation, biological process: dendritic spine morphogenesis; cell-cell adhesion; cell-cell junction assembly. Gene Ontology annotation, cellular component: nucleus; cytoplasm; adherens junction. Gene Ontology annotation, molecular function: cadherin binding. The transcript has 26 exons. Bases 451 to 4098 code for a protein of 1215 amino acids. Lineage: Eukaryota; Metazoa; Chordata; Actinopteri; Scatophagidae.